UCUGGUCUUUGCCGCAUGUCCCCCACCCAGCCGAGGAAAGGCUUGCGGCCAGUAGAGCCCCAGGAACAGCAGGGCUGUGUGCACCGGCACCCGGCACGGAACUGCCCUCGGCAUCGCCCUGCGCCCCGCUUAGGGCUGGGCUCUCACGUUCCGCUGCAGAGGAGCCGAGCCCGUGGGAGCCCCCGGGAAGAGCGGGGGAUCGGUGGGGCGGGGCAGAGCCUCGGUUGGAGGCGACAGGGGACACCCCGGCUUCCCCACCCACCGCAUCCCCGGGGGCAGAGAGCCGGGCGGAGGCUGAGCGCAGCCGAGGGGCGGGGGGGAUCGGGGACACCCCGGGGGCGGUCCGCGGCCCCAAUCCUGCCCCGGGGGCUGAACCGGGCUGGCCCCUCCUCCGGCACGGCCUCCCGCGGGGCGGCGGGCCCCGGGCGCAGAGCGGCGGCUGCGGGGCGCUCCCGGAGCCCGCUCCGCCGGGCCAUGGCGAGCACCGGCUCCGCGCCCGGCGGCUCGGGCUCGGGCUCCGGCUCGGGCUCGGGCACGGCGCUGCCCACCCGCUUCCAGGAGACCGAGAAGCUGCUGGCGGCGACUGAGAGUCGGGAGGAAAAGGGCCUCCGCGGCUCCAAAUCCUUCACGGCCGCGCUGCCCGGCGAGGCGGAGCGCAACGGGCACGGGCUCUCCUACAAGUCGGUGUCGGUCGGGCACCUGGAGGCGCCUCCGCUCUCGCCGUCCCGGCUCAGCCUGGGCAGAGCCUCCUCCAUCGCCACCAGCACGGCGGCACCGGAGCAGGGCCGCCCGCGGGACUACCUGGUGCUCGCCAUCUUCUCCUGCUUCUGCCCCGUCUGGCCCAUCAACAUCGUGGGCCUCGUCUUCUCCAUCAUGUCGAGGAACAGCGGGCAGCAAGGGGACCUGGAUGGAGCACGGCGACUCGGGCGCAUGGCCAGGCUGCUCAGCGUAGUCUCCAUCGUCCUGGGGACCAUCAUCAUCGUGCUCUACAUUUCACUCAGCAUCAGAGUUUCCUAGAAGACGUUUAAAGCAUGCAAAUGCCUCGAAGAGGAGGAAGACAACUUUCCUUUUGGGGGUUUUACUUUCAGCCUUGCAACAAAAAAUUGUCACAGUGUAGGUGGGCAGCCCUGGACAGCCUGCUCUGGAGCGCCGUCGGAAGGAACGCAUGCUUCUACUUCAUCGCCUCUUGGAAAUGAGUUUGUACAAGUGAUGGGAUAACGAACAUCGCCAGAAGGAAUGGGAAAGGACAUGGGAUGCCACGCAGAGAGGAGAAAGGGGAAAUCCACUACCUCAUUCCCCUCCAGCAAAACUCACGGAGUGGGGAGACAACUAAAGUACAAGAGAAGGGAGUUCCAAGAAGGAAGCUUCUUUUAAAAGGCGAGAACAGGACAUUCUGAGGAAUCCUCCUGAGGAUUUUGGCACAAGUCACUGAAUCCAUGGGGAGUUGUUGGUUUUUAAAUCGUCAGAUGCUGUCUCUACAAUAAAAAUAAAACCCCAAAGCUCAAACUGCCAUCGGGAGCUGAGAGCUGCUCCAUGGAGGAGGAGGGAAGAGCAGAGCUGCAGCAGGACCACGGCUCUGCUCCGCACGAAACUGCAGCAAAAGCUGGAGGAUGUGGUGGGUGCUUUUGUAUUUUUGAUGAAAAAAAAAAAAAACAAACAAAAAAGAGACAAUGACCAUU
Molecule: messenger RNA, 1679 nt
Organism: Pezoporus flaviventris
Lineage: Eukaryota; Metazoa; Chordata; Aves; Psittaciformes; Psittacidae
Gene: TRARG1
Product: trafficking regulator of GLUT4 (SLC2A4) 1
Exons: 3
Coding region: 16-1017 (333 amino acids)
Cellular component (GO): membrane
Source: RefSeq, a predicted model, not a curated record